GCCCAGAAUGCUAAUUGGGAGAAGGAAGUGGAGCAGAUGAGGAAACAAGUAGAAAGGAUAAAGGAAAACAUCGUGGAGGCUAAGGAGAAUCUAAAUGGUUACGAAGAGUUUAGAAAGGAAGCAGUGAAUGAGACUAAAAAAUAUGCAGAUGAAGAUGAAGUUAUUUGCAAGCAUGAAGACGAACUUGUGAGUGAAGAAAGGAAGAUAUCCGAAGAGAGGAAUAGGCUGCGCGAACGCGAAAGGCUGAUAGGGCAAGCAAUGGAAGGACGACUGCGAGUUCUAGAGAACUUGCGCAGUAACAUGGCUGAUGAAGCAUGGCGGUGGGACCUACCCAUGUUCAUAUUUGGUAGCAAAUCAGACGAAGCUAUAUUGACUGAUCCAAGACACAAAUGGAAACUGAACUCUACUGUGAUCCCUCCCGAGCAGGUUAAUGCAGCUCUAUUCACAACGACUUUGAGCGAGAACAUGAAGAGAUUUGGUUUUACGCGUUUCGCUGCAGACCUAUUCACGGCUCCGGAUGUCGUAAAGCAGUAUCUCUGUAAUGUCUCUCGGCUUCAUCAAGUUCCUAUCGGUUCUGCGAAAACUAAUGACGCUUACGAAGAGAUCAAAACAGCGUUUAGCAACACACAGUUCCGACUCUACCUCACAGACAAGCACAGGGUACAAUUCACCGUAUCCAAGUAUUCCCAUGAAGUUCUUGGUCAGCAAAGUGAACUCAGGAAGCCCGCAAAGAUUUUCGUGGCUCACUCUUCUAAUUUUGAUGAAACCAAAACCCUCGAGAAGGAUAAACAGGAACUUAAGAAGAAGGUAUUACUUACAUGUAUUCACUGA
This is a messenger RNA of Cylicostephanus goldi, 831 nucleotides long. The record is from the annotation of a GenBank genome assembly. Lineage: Eukaryota; Metazoa; Nematoda; Chromadorea; Rhabditida; Strongylidae.